Messenger RNA from Bactrocera oleae (olive fruit fly), 1986 nucleotides. It is a transcript of the gene l(2)37Bb, whose product is annotated as lethal (2) 37Bb. Gene Ontology annotation, molecular function: oxidoreductase activity. Lineage: Eukaryota; Metazoa; Arthropoda; Insecta; Diptera; Tephritidae. The record is from RefSeq and is a predicted model, not a curated record. Gene Ontology annotation, cellular component: cytoplasm. Gene Ontology annotation, biological process: mitochondrial respiratory chain complex I assembly.
UUUCUUCAUAUUGUGUAGUUCCAUUGGCAUAAAUACAAAUUACUGUAUCAACACAACUUUUCAGAAUAAUUAAUGUGAGAACCAUUGUCAACCUACUUGGCCAUAUUGCCUCUGAUAAGAACAUCCACAAGACUACAAAACGUAAUUUUACAGCACCAUAAUAGCACACAAAAACAGCUGAUUUCAAUUUAGGUUAACUUGAAUAUUUACUUAUUACAUAUUUCAAAUAUCGUAAUAUUAGUUUUUAUGUCAAAUAACUAUAUAUAUAUUACAAAAAACAUAAAAUUAGUUUAAUACAUUCAAAAAAAUGAUGAAGAGCAUGACAUUUAUACAGUUAUUAAAAAUUAAUAAGUUUUGCCGACCGGCUUUGAUAAGGCCUUUCAGUGAUAAUAAUUCUGAUCAACCACAUCCAAUUAAAAGGACUUUAAAACUUUUGAGGAAUGAUAUGAGAAAAGUUAAAACGUUUUUCACUCCCUUUUUUGAAAAAAGACAUGAAGAUGUGGAGAAAAAUGUUGAAUCUUCAAACAGAAUGGAUGACAAAGAGUUUCAGACACAUUGUGAUGUUCUCAUAAUAGGCGGAGGAGGUGUUGGGUCAGCUGCUGCCUAUUGGUUGAAGAAAAAAGCUCGUCAAGGCUUAAAUGUUGUUGUUAUUGAAAAGGAUUUUGCGCAUUUAAAUACCAGGAAUUGCUUAACUUUACCUAUGGGAGGCUUGCGGCAGCAAUUUCUUUUACCUGAAAAUAUCGAAAUGGCACUUUACGGAGCAGAGUUUAUGAGGAAUGCAAAGGAAGAACUUGGUGUUGAUAUUAAGUUUGAUCCUCACGGAUUCCUUACACUGGCUUCUGCGGAAAAUGCGGAGACACUUAAAACGAUGUCGAAAAUACAAAAUGAAUUUGGCGCCCACACCGAAAUACUAACUCCAGAACGUCUAAAAGUAAAAUUUCCAUGGCUAAACCUUGAAGAUGUAGCAAUUGGUUGCCAAGGACUCGAAAAACAUGGAUGGUUUGAUUCGGCUAAUUUGUUAUUAGGUCUUAGGAGUAAAGCUAUGGAGUAUGGCGCACAUUUCAUACAAUCUGAAUUGAUAGACUUUAAAUUUCAAAAUCAACCAGAUGUUGUCAUUGAAGGAGAAUCUACAACCAGUACAUAUAAUGCUUUGCAAAAAGCAAUAGUCAAAAUGCCCAAUGGCGAAAUACGUUCUAUAAAAUUUUCGAUUUGUGUACUUGCUGCCGGCACAAGUUCAGAGAAAAUUGCUAAACUAGCGAAAAUAGGGACGAGUUCCGGAAUUUUACAAAUUCCUCUGCCAAUAAUCCAACGAAAUAAUUACGCUUACAUGUUCAACAGUGAUGAUAUCAAUGCAUCAGGUCUUGGUACACCAUGUGUGGUAGAUUUGAAUGGUCUAUACUUUCGAAGAGAUGGCCUAACUGGUAACUAUAUAACAGGUUUCAGUACGUCCACAGACACAAAAAAUGGGCUAAGCGAAAACAACUUUGAAACUAAGGUUUUGCCUUCUUUAAUGCAGAGGAUGAAAAUGUUGAAGAAACCAAAAGUUAUUGACGCUUGGGAGUAUUCUUAUGAGUAUAAUGUUUUUGAUGAAAAUGGUAUUAUUGGCCCACAUGCUUACUACAAUAAUCUGUAUAUUGCAAGUGGAUUUUCUGGUUUAGGCUUACAGCAAUCGCCUGCUGUGGGUAGAGCAAUUUCUGAACUAAUAAUCGAUGCACAAUUUCGAACUAUUGACUUAUCUAGACUUGCUUUCGAUCGAAUUAUUGUAGACAGGCCAAUUUUUGAACACGCUUUUAUGUGAAGAACAUACAUGCAUAUGCUGUUAUUUGUAAAUAAAUACUUACAUACAUAUAUGUAUUGUAUAUAACAUACAACAUAUAUAUAUAUAUAUAUAUAUAUAUAUAAUAUUUAUGCACAUAAAGUCUAAACACUUUUUAAUUAAUAAUUCUAAUGAAUGUAUUUUUUUUAAAUAAAAAAUACACAAAACUG